GUCAUGAAAGAAUAAUGUGUGUGUGUCUGUUGUGAGUGAGUAUGUGUAUGUGUCAUGUGUGCAGGUGGCGUCAGGGGAGCUAUUGAAUAUGAAGUGCUCUGGUAUUUAUAUGAAACUGCUCACUGGUUUCAAUGACCCAUCAGGAAAUAUGUGCUUGUAUGAGUGUGCUUAAUCCACGCUCAUUUGAAGUGGGCCGGUGCUGCUUUCUCCCCCUCCCUCCUCGUCUCUCUGUUCAUAUAACCGGGCUGCCUCCAGACAGCCUUUGCCCACUUGCCUCGCCGGUCCUGAGCACACAAAGGUGCAGCACGUCUCUGAGAAUGAGUACCUUCUCGGAGACGGUGUGGCUCUGCCUGGCUGUCACCGUAGUGCUGGGAGGACUAGCUCUUGGCAAUCUCAGAAAGAUCCCAGGGCAGAUGAGGAGAAAGGUGGUCUGCCUGGCGGGCCUCUGGGGAGGGGCUUACCUGCUGUUCAGCCUGUCCCUCUCCUGGGGCUUGAUCCUCUUCUUCCUGUCCUGUGUCCUCACCUACACUUACUUGUCUGGUCAAGAGUUGUUACCUGUGGAUCAAAAGGCGGUGCUCAUCACAGGUGGCGAUUCCGGAUUUGGUCAUGCUCUAUCUAAAUAUCUAGAUGAGCUUGGCUUCACGGUAUUUGUGGGAGUUCUGGAUGAAAAGGGAUCAGGAGCAGAGGAAUUGCGAAGAACCUGCUCCAAGCGCCUCUCUGUGCUCCAGAUGGACAUCACCGACCAGCAACAGAUAAAAGACGCCCACAGCAAAGUGGUGGAAAAGUUGCAGGACAGAGGAUUGUGGGCUGUGGUCAACAAUGCUGGGAUCAUUUGCUUACCAGCCGACGGAGAGCUCAUUCCCAUGACUGACUACAAAAAAUGCAUGGCUGUGAACUUCUUCGGGGCUGUGGAGGUCACAAAGGCAUUUUUGCCUCUUCUUAGGAAAUCGAAGGGCAGGCUGGUAAACAUCAGCAGCAUGGCAGGGGUCCCAAUGGAAAAGCUGGCAGCCUAUAGCUCAUCCAAGGCGGCUCUGACCAUGUUUUCAGCAGUCAUGAGACAAGAGCUUUCCAAAUGGGGAGUUAAAGUCUCUGUCAUCCAGCCUGGAGGCUUCAGAACAAAUAUCGCAGGCACAAGUGAAAUGUGGAGUAAGCUGGAAAAGAACAUCCUGGACCACCUUAGCUCUGACGUGGAGGAGGACUAUGGCAAGGAUUAUAUCCUCCAGCAGCGGAAUUAUCUGAAGUCAAUCAAUAUAAAAACCAACACGGAUAUAUCCCCUGUGCUCCAGGACAUCCGACAUGCCGUGUCUGCUAAGAGCCCCUUUGCCUUUUAUGCACCGGGGGCAUUGGCUUAUUGUUUGCUCUUUUUUGUUUCCUUUAGUCCUACUGGCAUAUUUGAUUAUUUUAGCAAAAAAUUGUGUGAAGUUAGAGGGAGUAUGCCCAGAGCACUCAUUAAGCAGCCCUAACUGAAGAAUAAGCCAUAUGGGCAAAUAUGUGGGAAAUGUUAGUCUUGAAAUGAAAGGGAAACUUGAACUUCCCAUUAAAGUUGUGGUUUCCUGGGGCGCCUGGGUGGCUCAGUCAGUUGGGUGUCUGCUUUCAGCUCAGGUCAUGAGCUCCAGUCCUGGGAUUGAGCCUGCAGAGUCAGGCUUCCUCCUCAGUGGGGAGUCUGCUUCUCUCUCUCUCUCUCUCUGCCCCUCCCCACUGCUUGUUAUCGCUCUCUUUCAAAUAAAUGAAAACUUAAAAAAAAGUAGACAAAGCUGUGGUUUCCUACCUUGCGUUCCCUGUGAAUUCUGUUGGUUGAAUAGGACUUGGUGGUGAGAAGGCUGGUGGGUAGAAAUGACCACCGUGAAGGGCAUUAAUUGAGUGCCUACUCUGCAUGGAUACAUUUCAGAUAUUCUCUCAUCCAGUUCUCAUCAGAGAACCAAGGUAGGUAUCUCCACCCCUAUGUAACAGGUAAAGGAAUUAAGGAUCAGAGAGGGUAAGUUGUUAGUGCAUUGUCACAUUGCUGGCAAAGGCAGUUAGAAUUGAAAUCCAGGUUGGACCUCACUGCCUGCCAGGAGAGGAGGAAGAGGAAGAGAUGGUGGGAAAAAUGAGGUAGAGAAGGAAAAAGAGGAGGAGGAACUGGGCAGGAUCACAGUCAAAAGGCGUUUUUUUCACUGUGAAUUGAUAACCUGCUGUACCUACUGUAUACAAGGUACUAAUUCCUGUAUGUAAUCAAUGCUCUGUGCACCUCCUCUCCUUUCCUCUACCUGGAGCCCUGGAGAUAAUAGGAUGAGAUCUCCCAACUCAAGCAGGGCCCCAGAGGCCUUUUGGCAGACCCACAGCAUGUGAGUUGCUGGCUUGGUGUCCAUAGUAGCCAUCACUUUUACCUCUAUCUGAGCAUCCCAGAAUAGAAAACCCAGCAUCAUUACCUGGAGAAGCCAGCCAAAGGGAGCAAGGUCAGAUACCAAGAGAGGUGGGGUCAAGUUUACCAGGGGGAGGUAAAAGUAGGGGGAGCUGGUGAACAGAGGGGAUGUAAAAGGAAUUAGAAAAAAUAGCAGUUUGACAUGAGGGAAGCAGAGGUCCAGACAUCGCAAACCUCUCUUUAGCCCCUUUCCUUCCUAGGUUGUGUAGGUUCUUUUUCUAUGUUCCAAUGUCCUGGAGAUUUUAGGGAAAUAGAUAUACUGACAAUGCUCUGCAGUUUCCCCUCAAAAGAAAAUAAUAAGAUGGUGAGAGAAAUAGUUAUGAUAGUAUUAAUAUGAUAAAGUUUUAAUGGCUAGUCAUGCCAACUGCCCGGUAGUUCUCCAUUGCUUUUGGAGAUAACAGUUGUCAAGGCCAAAGCUUUCAUUUGCAUACUUCAGAUGUUGAGAGAUUAAAGGGUUUGUAUAACCAGAAUUUGAAGGAGGACUGAAGACUAUGUGUUUCACUAUAAGCCUACAGUUCUCAAAGUGAUCCCUGGACCACAGCAUCAGCAUCACCCAAGAACUGAUUAGAAAUGCAGAUUCUCAGGAGCCAAUGCAAUCAUAUUUUAGGUUCCCAUGGCUCCUGUAACAAAUUAUGAAAAACUUAGCAGUUUAAAACAAAAUGCAUUUAUUAUUUUAUAGUUCUGGAUGUCAGAAUUCUGAAAUGGCUCCUAUAGGGCUAAAAUCAAGUUGUCAGCAAAUCUACAUCCCUUCUGGAGGCUCUAGGGGAGAAUUCAUUUGUUGUUUCUUCCAGCUUCCAAAGGUCUCCUGCAUUCCUUUGCUUGUGGCUGCAUCACUCCAACCUCUGCUUCCUUGGUCUCCUCUCUGACUCUGCUUCCCUUUUAUAAGGACCCUUGUGAUGGCACUGGGCCCACACAUAAUCCAGAAUAAUUUCCUUAUCUCAAGAUCUUUAACUGAAUUGCAUCUGCAAAGUCCCUUUUGCCAUAUAAGGUUACAUGGCUGCAGGUUCCAGGGAUUUAUGUACCAUUAUCAUUACUAGGGAGUUUUAUUCUACUGACCACAUGCACUGAAUUGGAAAUUCUGGGAAUGGGCCUAGAAACUUGUUUUGUACUGAACCCUCCAGGUGAUGCAUACCCGUAUUUGAGAACCUCUGCUCUAGGCCACAGAGUAAGCAGUCUGGCCACAGAAGGAGGGGGAAGAUCUCUGAGGACAGUGAGGGUGGGAGUGGGCUGGAGACAUCAGGUUAAGUCCUGAGUGUGGGGCCUGCUUUAUGUUCUGAUGGAAACUCCAUGAGGCUUGCGGCUCCCCAAGCCUCUAUUGGUGCUCAAUACAGACCCGGAAGAAUCUGAGGAUCCUGAUCAGAGAAGCUCCUAACUGGUUUCCCCCAGGAGGGCUUCCACAUUGCCUUGUGGUUACCUGGGAGGGAAGUAUACCACAAGGUGGUCUAUUUAGCUAGAGAAAGACUGCUAACCUCUUCCCACCACUCCCAUCUUGACUCCCUGGGGUCUGGGUGGGAGUGGGGAGGUUUGGAAAAGACUCCAGGCUCCUGGAGACAAUAGGGGAAAGAAGUAAGAAUGAAGUAUCAGGGUACCUGUGGGGCAGGUGGGCAUCUGCUGCAGUAGAGGCCACCUGGUGGACAGCCUUAGUCUUGCAGCUGAAGUAAGGAUGAGAAAUCCAAUGGAGCCAAGUGAGUAGAGACGAUGCAAAUACACCAACCCUUAUGAACCCAGAUUCUGAGGACAAGAGGAGAAGAGGAGAGAAUCUUGUGUGCCACUGCAUGUUCAUUGGGAAGACCGUGUUUUAAACCAGCAGAGAUUGUUACCUGAAAGUAUCAAUAAGCAUUAAAAUAUAUUUCUUUUCUUUCUUUUUUUAAAAGUAGGCUCCAUGCCCAAUGUAGGGCUUGAAAUCAUGACCCCAAGAUCAAGAGUCACAUGCUCUACCCACUGAGCCAGGCAGUACCCCCAAACAUAUUUCAUUUUAGCACAAUAUUUAUAAUUUCUCAGAAAACAAGAGAGACAAGUAUUACAUAUAAAACACCUCCAGGCCCUGCCCAUGUCUGCCCAGUAUUGGUGUCCCUGGUUUACCUUAAGAAACUGGAGAGGUAAUGACAGAGGGGAGCCUUCAAUACAUCCACAACUUGACAGCAUGGUGAACAAACAGGUGAUUUGACAACAAGACUCUUGGCAAAAAGUAUUUCAUGCACCCACUUCUGCUCUUCUGCUCAAGGGCAGGAUAUAAUGUACAUGUAAUACCUGGUCACACAGCACCAUACGCAAAUUGCAUACAAAACCUCACCCACUGCUCUUUAAUUCUUCCUUUUCUAUAUUUUCUCAAUGCUGGAAGCAGGAAAGUGGGUGAACCUUACAACACACCCAGGGUAAGAAAGAGGAAAUUGGAAAACAUUCAGUGAAAAUAUGAUUUCUUUACUACAUGAGGAGCUGAUAAGUGCCUACAAAUAAACUUUACUGUAUUAUUAGAAUGGAACAUUACAUUUCAUCCAUUUCAUUAUUGGUGGUAAAGACCAUGUUUUGGAAUGCUAUUCUGGAUGGUGCAAUUCUGAGGAAGAAUAAAUUCAUACAAACAGCUCUGUGGAGUGGUGGCACUUUCUGCUCUGUGGAAAUCCCCAGUCCAGUGAACCACACAGAGUGGUUCACUCAGGGGCUUAGGACAACUGCUCUGGAGUGGCUCAAAAUAAAGUAUUUCUCUACCCAUUUGUCUUGUACCCCAAUAUUUCCCUCCAGGAUCUCAGGUUUGGGGAUGACAUGGCAGAACUGGAUGGGUGUUUCUGAGUCCUGGUUCAUUCCCAGCUCAGAAUUCACAUCAAGAAAUAAGAAUCACAAGGAAGGGAGAUUAGAAACUAAUUUGGAGCCUGAAAAUAGGGAGACCUCAAUAUGUUUGUUGUCUGAAUUUGCAUACUCUGCUGCCUGUUUGGUAUUCCUUUUUGGGGGAUUUUGUCAUUCAAGAGAUCCUAUCUCUCCACCAUAGAGGUAGUCAUGUGACCUAGGCUGGCCAAUCAACUUAUAUCCUUGGCUCCAGAGAUUGGUGCAGGGGUAGACUCCUGACCCAAGAAGAACCAGUCAUGGCUCACAAUAGUGGAAGAAUUGCUAAGGCAAUGGGAAGAAAAGGGUAUCCAUGUUAACUGAAGCUUCUAGACCCUACCAAGAGCCCACCAACAAUGAAGCCAGGAUAGAGAAAAAUGGAGCAGAAUGAUGAAGAAAAACCAAGGUCUAAUAACAAAGUUUGAGAUCUAACCACACCUGUAGAUCUACCAUUCAGAUUGAUUUCCAAGUUGGGUGAGCCAAUGCAUUUCCUUUAAACUAUUUCAAGUUGGCUUUCUCUCUUUUGCAACAGAAUUAAUUCCUAACAAAUACACUCUCUAGGGAAGAGUUCAGUGAAAAACAAGGAAAAUAAUGCUUGACAGAGAAAAUAGGUGUGGUUACAGUGUUCUAGGGGAGAGAGAAAUUGAUGAGACUAAGGAAAAUGAGACAGAGUGGGUAUUACCAUUCAGCGGCCCUCUCCUACAGAAAAGCAAUUUUUCUAUUAAAAUAUCUUUUAAGUUUUUUUUUUUUAAGAUUUUUUUACACAGUCUGUGAGCAUGGUGCCUCUGGAAUAAGGUGAAAAGAAAAAAUCCUUCCUGAGCCUCAUGGUGCAAACCAAAUAUUUCAGCUGAUCACUGGCAGUCCUAAACUGUUGGAAUGAUGUUUGGCUAGGAUAACAGUGUAAGGUACAUUGUGUCUAAGUGAUAAGACAUUCUGUCCUGGUUCAUAAUAAAACAUUUUUACCAUAUUGCAAAAUAUAGAGAUGACUAAAGUGAGAAUCUCAGCUUACCAUGGGAAACAGGAAGAUUAAUAAGCAUACAGCAAACUCAAGGCUUUUGUCCUAAAUUAUUUCACUUUCAGAUUAUUCCAUUCAUACUCAGGAUGUUCCAGUGACCCUGCAAAUUUUACCUGUUUAGCUCUAUUUUCUGUGCUUCUUCCUAUUUUCAUACUAGGUAAUGAUCCAUUGAUGGGUAUAAUAUAACCUUUCUCUUUGGCACUGUCCUCUGUUUUCUCUCCUGACUAUUCAAAAUGAAUUCCAUAGAAAGUAGGUCCUAACUUGAAACAUAGUAUACUUUGGUCUGGGUACAAUUUCUAGGUAAGACAUGUUUGCACAAAAAAAUUUCAUUGAUAAACACAAAAUUCACACUUUCAUCUUGAAUACCCAUGGUAAAUAGCAAAAACAGUUCUGGAAAAUCAUCAGAGGUCUAUUGGUCUAAUGACCAAUACAUGUCAUUGCUAUUGUAACAUUGGAUUUUUUUUAAAGAUUUAUUUAUUCAUGAUAGACAGAGAGAGAGAGAGAGAGAGAGAGAGAGAGAGAGGCAGAGACACAGGAGGAGGGAGAAGCAGGCUCCAUGCCGGGAGCCCGAUGCGGGACUCGAUCCCGGGACUCCAGGAUCGAGUCCUGGGCCAAAGGCAGGUGCUAAACCACUGAGCCACCCAGGGAUCCCCUAACGUUGGAUUUUUUUGGGGGGGCGGAGGGCAGAUGUUGCCCAGCAUCUAAUUACCUUCCUAUUGGAAGCCAUUCCCCAUAUGUGAGAAGUUGGUGGAAAGCAAUGCUUUCCUCCAACUACAGAAGCCAGGAGAUCUAAAUCCUACCUCUGCCCACUUCUCAGCCUCUAGGAUUUGGGUAUAAUGAACAAACCUUAUGAGCUUCCUAGGACAUGGACUGUUAAUUGAGGCAUGUGAAGAGUGAUGGUGACUGUCUCCUACAAUGAUAGUUGCGUUUCCUGUUGCUUAGCCUUUUGGAGACAUUUGGUCCUGUUAAUCAAUUUUUCAAGCCUGGUCCUCCAACCUUCCCUUGAUUAUGUGAAAUUAAUAAACAAACAAAUAAACUUUUUAAAAAGACAGAA
Messenger RNA from Canis lupus familiaris (dog), 7287 nucleotides. It is a transcript of the gene HSD17B2, whose product is annotated as hydroxysteroid 17-beta dehydrogenase 2. The coding region runs from base 132 to 1463 and encodes 443 amino acids. The record is from RefSeq and is a predicted model, not a curated record. NCBI's taxonomy places the organism in Eukaryota, Metazoa, Chordata, Mammalia, Carnivora, Canidae. Gene Ontology annotation, molecular function: oxidoreductase activity. The transcript is spliced from 5 exons.